UGAUGAUAAUUUUCCUCCUUACCAAAAGGGUGGGACAAGUGUCAAAGGAAAAAUCACAAUCUGAUGUUGAGAACUCUAGUAGAGGAAGAGAAAAGAAAAGGUUAUAUAGCUUUAUUAAGCACCAUCAAUUUUCACUAGUGAACUAACUUCCUUUUUCCCUUCUAUGAUUUCUGUUAUAUCAAACUAUUUCUCAUCAUUUUCCUAUUGUAGCUUAGUGCUUCCAAAAUCCAUUUUUCUUUACAAAAAUCUCUUCUUUUUGAGUCUUUUUCCCCUUACCAAAACACCUCCUUUCCACUCAAAUACAAAACUUAGUCUCAAAUGGCUAUGGUCAAACUAGAAGCUACCAAAAAUACUACUACAAAUCUUCUUGAUCCUUCAUUUUCUUCUUAUUUGAUCAAUGGUACUGAAAAAACCAUUGUACUUAAUCUUGAAUCAAGUAAGAAGAUAGAUGAUGGUGAAAUAGACAUAUUUAGUGCAGAAAAAUACUUCAAUGAAGGGGUUGAUGAAGUAAACAAUGUGAGACAAAACAAACACAAGAUUCAUAAUGAUCAACCUGUUGUCGCUGAUAUAGUUUCUUUGCAGCAAAAGAUCAGACCUUCAACACCAAGUGUUCAUUCAGAAUCAAGUUGGAAUAGCAGAAGUGCAUUGUUGCAGAAAGUUACAAGAAAUUAUCAGCAGCAGCAGCAGCAGCAUCAAGCACCGCGGCCAAUAAAGACGACUAAAAACAAGUCUUAUGGAAAGAAAUUCCUUGCUAGAUUUGGCUGCAAUUGUUACUGCAAAGACAAGAACUCUGUUGAGAUUGAUGAUCAACUCCGCGAAAAAAGUUUCAAAUCAAAAUCAAAGAAGACUAGUACAAUAGGAGCUAAUCAUCAAGAUUUGCACUUCAAGAGAAUUGAUGAUUCAGGAGUAGUUGGAUUGAAAUCAGAUGAGCGUUUCGUCGUUCCUGUUUAUGAUCCUAAAGGUGGGAAUGGGAUACAAAUGAUCAAAAAGGAAACAGAAGAAGAGGAAUCAAGAAAGUCACUAGAAGUGUUUGGCUUUUCAAUAACAGAGAAAGAAAGAAGCAAAAUGAGUCUUGAGAAGAACAUAGGCAUGUUAACAUGGGAUGCAAUUGUUCCGAAAGCUGAAGAAAUCGACAUUAUCAACAUAGGUGCAAGUUCAAAUGGAACCUAUGAAGAAGAUUACGCAGAAAGUGAUGCAAGUUCAGACUUGUUUGAAAUCGAAAGCUUCCCAAGUAACAAUACAGCUAAUCAAAGUCUAGUUAGACAGGGCUCAGAUAGUAUGUCAUGUUAUGCUCCAAGUGAAGUUAGCAUUGAUUGGAGUGUUGUAACUGCUAGUGCAGCAGAUUUCUCUAUGAUGUCUGAUAUAGAAGAAGUUAAAAUACCCUCAAUUAGAACCAAUAACAACUCCAAUGGAAGAGACAAGGCUAAACGUCGUUCGAGCAUUUUGUUGGGAUGUAAUAAUCAUAAAGCUGUAGGAGUUGUGGGAGAUGCAUAUAAAUCUAGUGAAAAAUCAUCAAUUGAGAUGCAUCAGAGGACUUAUGAGCCUAUUAUGCCAAUGACAAGGUUUCAUGCUGAGAGCAAAGUGAAUCGAUUCGAUGGAGGAAAUAAGAAACAUGAUUUUACUACAAGAUCAUUUGCUACUACAUAUUCUGGACGUCCUGCAGAUUUCUUGUAUGCUUAGUUAGAUGUGAAAAUUUUUAUGUGAAACUUUAGUAGUCGAAGAAUAAAGUAAAACUAGUUAGAAGUAUUUUUUUGUUAGUUCUUGUUCUUGUUCUAGUUCUAGUGUGUAAGUGUAAUAUGAGAUUCUUAGUUUUAAGUGUUGGGGGUUGUUUUUAUCGAUAAACGCUGGUUAUAUUUCUUUAUGUUGUUUGUACGAUUUCUUUAUGUUGUUUGUACGAUUAAUCGAUUUAUGGAUAAGUGAUCUUGGAGUA
Solanum lycopersicum (tomato) is the source of this 1930-nucleotide messenger RNA. Its product is annotated as protein PHYTOCHROME KINASE SUBSTRATE 1. Lineage: Eukaryota; Viridiplantae; Streptophyta; Magnoliopsida; Solanales; Solanaceae. The record is from RefSeq and is a predicted model, not a curated record. Gene Ontology annotation, biological process: phototropism.